Messenger RNA from Cooperia oncophora, 1433 nucleotides. Lineage: Eukaryota; Metazoa; Nematoda; Chromadorea; Rhabditida; Trichostrongylidae. The record is from the annotation of a GenBank genome assembly.
ACACCAGAUCGUGUCCAGAGAACUACUUCCUGUGCACCAACCGGCGAUGCAUUGACGAGGCGAAACGAUGCAAUCACAUCGACGACUGUGGCGAUGCCUCUGAUGAACUGGACUGUGCAGCUGCCGUCGCCUGCGCUCCCGGUUCGUUUGCCUGUGGCAACGGGCACUGCAUCAACCAGACCAAGGUAUGUGAUGGUCACAACGACUGUCAUGACACUGGUGUUUCUGAUGAGUCUAAAGAAACCUGCCCUGGUCUCCCUAUCGAUUGCCGUGGAGUGAAAAUACGAUGCCCCAAUACAAACAUUUGCAUCCAACCGGCUGAUCUCUGUGACGGUUACGAUGACUGUGGAGAUAAGGCUGACGAGAACAAGCUAUUCUGCAUGAACCAACAAUGUGCACAGCACUACGUACGUUGUCCAUCGGGCAGAUGUAUCCCAGAGACUUGGCAAUGCGAUGGAGACAACGAUUGUUCGGAUGGCUGGGAUGAGACGCACACGAAUUGCACCGACGAGACCGGAAAACGCAUUUGCGUUGGGGAAUAUUUGUUCCAGUGUGACAAUGGCAAAUGCAUUUCCCGAGCGUUCAUCUGUGACGGUGAAGACGACUGCGGUGACAGCUCUGAUGAGCACACGAGGCAUAGCUGCGGUAACCGCACCUGCACUGACCAGGAGUUCCACUGCGUCUCGAAUGCAAGACUGGCACAGCCGAAAUACGAAUGCAUUCCGAAGGCAUGGCUUUGCGAUGGAGAUGUCACCUGUGCUGGAGGAGAAGACGAGUCGGCAGAGUUAUGUAAAACAGAGAAGAAGGAAUGCAAUAAAGGCGAAUUCCGCUGCCAAAAUCAGCAUUGUAUCCACCAGAGCUGGGAAUGCGACGGAGAUAAUGACUGUCUGGACGGAUCUGAUGAGCAUGCCAACUGCACCUAUUCGUCUUGCCAAGCGGAAUUCUGGCAAUGUGCUAAUCACAAAUGUAUUCCGAAUUCAUGGCGAUGUGAUGGAAAUGAUGACUGUGACGACGGUUCAGAUGAAAAGGACUGCUCUCAGAGUCAGAAGGAUAUGGGCACAGGCCACCCGUUAUGUCCAAGAGGUCAAUACCAGUGCCUCAACGGUGACUGCAUCGAUGAGAAGAAGGUCUGCGAUCGUAACUACGACUGCACGGAUCGCAGCGAUGAGUCUUCACAGUGCUUCAUCGACGAGUGUGCUCUAGCAGAGAAACCACUUUGUGAACAGAAAUGUGUCGACUUGCCGAUUGGCUAUCGCUGCGAUUGCUUCGAAGGAUUCGCUAUUGAUAUGGACGAUAAGAAGAGUUGCCACAAUAAGGAAUUUCCGGAUGCAGCCAGACAUGCGAAGACAAAAUCGGCUCCUAUAAGUGUGGCUGUGUGGAAGGUUACCAACUGGGUAAAGACGACCAUAGCUGUAAGAGAACACAAGCGGUAA